Glossina fuscipes is the source of this 1474-nucleotide messenger RNA. RefSeq names its product zinc carboxypeptidase. Lineage: Eukaryota; Metazoa; Arthropoda; Insecta; Diptera; Glossinidae. The transcript has 2 exons. Gene Ontology annotation, molecular function: metallocarboxypeptidase activity; zinc ion binding. The record is from RefSeq and is a predicted model, not a curated record. The coding region runs from base 121 to 1143 and encodes 340 amino acids. Gene Ontology annotation, biological process: proteolysis.
GAAUUAAUUUCUUUAUCACAAAUCUAUAAAAAGGUACUGCAGUGAUUUUUUUUGUAUUACGUUAUUGUAGUACGAACGGGUCAGCUCUAUACUUUAAUUUGCUCUGUAAUUUAAAGCAAAAUGUUCAUUGUUCGGUUAUUCUUAUUUAAAAGUUUAGUUGCUCUCAUCCUCGUUAACGGUACUGUUGUUGGCUUAGAAUGGACUGAAUACCAUAAUUUAGAUGAAAUCUACGAAUGGUUAAGUGACAUGGAAGCAAAAUUUUCCCCUUUGGUAACUGUCUACACGAUUGGUUACAGUUACGAAAAUCGUCCAAUUAAAGCCAUCAAAGUAUCCAGCCGACCUGGUAAUCAGGCCAUUUUUAUAGAAAGCAAUAUUCACGCCAUCGAAUGGAUUUCAUCAGCUGCUAGCACAUGCUUUCUUAAUAAUUUGUUACAUUCCAACGAUAAAAAUUUGGAAGAUUUAUUAUUGCGUUAUGAUUGGUUUUUAGUACCGGUUAUGAAUCCUGAUGGUUUUGCUUACUCCCAUGAAAUUAAUCGCUGGUGGCGCAAAAAUCGUAAGCCGACUGGUUUCUCAAACGAGACUGGACCUUGUUACGGCACCGAUUUGAAUCGUAAUUUCAAUUACGAAUGGAAGAAAAGUGGUUUCCCAUUAGAUGAUCCUUGCGAUCAUUGGUAUCAUGGAUCCGCACCCGACAGCGAACCUGAAAUAUUGGCCUUACAGAACUUCAUAAAUCAAUUCGAAGACAGCUACAUACGUUUAUAUUUGGCCAUACAUGCCUAUGGCAAUUUUGUUCUUUUACCUUAUGGUCAUACCAUUGAAAUAUUUCCGCCAAACUACGAUCAAAUGAUGCGCAUAGCUCAAGGUUUUGCUGAUGCGGCUGUAAUAAAAUAUAAUACUACUUUUAAAUGUGGAGCUUCGGGACUAUUAAAUCAUUCGGGCUAUGUAUCUGGUGACGCCAAAGACUGGAUUUACGGAGUGAAAAAUGUACCAUUUGCAGCCACCAUAGAAUUACGCGACAAUGGCGGAUAUGGCUUUCUUUUGCCAGCUGAUCAAAUUGCCGAAGUUUGUACUGAAUUAACCGACGGCAUGGUUGGUCUAAUUAAAGCUGCAGAGAUGGAAAGUUUGCUCACACCAAACAUUUAAUAUAAAGAUAAAGAACAAUGAAAAUAAAAUAUUAAUAUUAAUAGUUAUACGAAAUAGUGUUAAGCCUAGUAGUAGAGAUAAUUCCAAAUGUCAGUAUGGGUGAAUUGCUGUACAUUACUCGUAACUUCUUCAGUUAAGCUAUUUUGUAAAAGAAUGUCAAAGCAGUAUUAUAAAAUUUCCUGCUUACUCUUGAGGAAAUAAACUAAUUUUCACUGAAAGCAUUUCUUGAUAAGUAUCGAAAAGCCUUUGCAAGUUUUGUCUGUUGCUACCAACAACUUUUAUCUAUUCUUAGUGUGGCAACAUGUUUAACCCAUCAACGGUAGAUUUUUUA